Cuscuta epithymum is the source of this 1914-nucleotide messenger RNA. The record is from the annotation of a GenBank genome assembly. Lineage: Eukaryota; Viridiplantae; Streptophyta; Magnoliopsida; Solanales; Convolvulaceae.
CUUUGAUGGAAUUUACCAUCUUGUGGAGUUAUGGAGUUGGGCUAGUUGGGUUAUUUCCAAUCGAUCUUUCAAGUCAAGUCUGUGUCUCAUAAGUAAUCCCAAUGUAGCCUUUUCAUUUGGCAGGGAGUAAUUGUAAAUUUAUAAUGAUUCCAAAUAAAAACGACCAAGCAAGAAUUCGAGAACAAGAGAAAGAGAAUCGUUGCAGGAGGAAAUGGGAUGGGGAAGGUGGAUUUUCGAAGGCGUAAUCGCAGUAGGCUCUCUAUUGCUACUGGGCUGGACCGGGCUAUGGUUCCUGAACCGGAGGCUAUACAAGGAGUACGAAGAGAAGAGAGUGCUGGUUCAGAUAAUCUUCAGUGCCGUCUUUGCACUCUCUUGCAAUCUCUUCCAGCUCGUUCUCUUUGAGAUUAUCCCUGUCCUCUCUAAAGAGGCAAGAUGGAUAAAUUGGAAGGUGGACUUAUUUUGUUUGAUAAUGCUACUAGUCUUCAUGUUGCCUUACUACCAUUGUUACUUGAUGCUUUGCAAUAAUGGCGUGAGGAAGCAGAGGGCUACUUUUGCUGCUACCUUGUUCUUGAUGGCAUUCCUAUAUGUGUUUUGGCGCAUGGGCAUUCAUUUCCCAAUGCCUUCUCCUGAUAAAGGAUUUUUUACCACUCCUCAGCUAGUGAGCAGAAUUGGAGUUUUUGGCGUGACUCUCAUGGCUAUACUUUCAGGCUUUGGGGCUGUGAAUUUACCAUACAGUUAUCUAUCUUUAUUCAUUAGAGAAAUUGAGGAAUCAGAGAUCAAGGCAGUAGAAAGACAGCUAAUUCAGUCAAUUGAGACCAGCAUUGCCAAGAAAAAGAGAAUCAUUCUUUGCCAAAUAGAAAUUCAGCGUAUUCAAGGAGCGGAAGAGAAAACAAAUGCUAGUUCUUUCCUGAAACGAAUUGUAGGAACAGUUGUGCGAUCUGUUCAAGAUGAUCAAAAGGAGCAGGAUAUAAAAAAUAUGGAAGCUGAGGUUCAAGCUUUGGAAGAACUCACGAAGCAACUUUUCUUGGAAAUUUACGAGCUUCGCCAAGCUAAGGAAGCUGCUGCCUAUUCCCGUACAUGGAAAGGUCACAUGCAGAAUCUCUUGGGUUAUGCUUGUUCUGUCUAUUGUGUGUAUAAAAUGAUUAAGUCUUUGCAAAGUGUUGUCUUCAAGGAGGAUGGUUCUAUUGAUCCAGUGACGCGGACAAUCAGCAUAUUUUUGCAAUUUUUCGACAUAGGAAUAAAUGCGACAUUGUUGUCACAGUAUAUAUCACUCUUAUUUAUUGGGAUGUUGGUUGUCAUAUCUGUCAGGGGUUUUUUGACGAAUUUGAUGAAGUUCUUCUUUGCAGUCUCAAGAGUUGGGAGCGGGUCGUCUAGCAACGUGGUGCUUUUCCUGUCUGAAAUAAUGGGAAUGUAUUUUGUGUCCUCUAUUCUCUUGAUCAGAAAGAGCCUCGCAACUGAAUAUCGGAUGAUCAUAACAGACGUGCUGGGAGGGGACAUCCAGUUUGACUUCUACCACAGAUGGUUUGAUGCCAUAUUUGUAGCCAGUGCUUUCCUUUCCCUGCUCUUACUCUCUGCACAUUACACAUCCCGCCAGGCAGACAAACACCCGAUUGAUUGAUUAACACCCAGCAUAUAUUUUUUACAAUGCGAGAUGAUCUGUGUACAGUGCCCAGAAUGACUCAGCAGCAAAUAGUAAAUAACCUCAGAAUUCAACAACAAUGCAUCUUAAUCAUAGUAUAAAGCUAUGUUUUUUUUGUUUUUGUUUUUUUGAGUGUAAACAAUUAUUGGUCAUCUGAUACUUCCUACAUUUACCCCUCCCCAACUAUUGUCUUGUUUCAUUGCUUUGAACAUGGGGCCAAUUAGUUGGGGAAUGGGAGUGCCUUUUUUCCACAAUUCCGCAUACUCCUUGCAUUC